Molecule: messenger RNA, 810 nt
Organism: Rhagoletis zephyria (snowberry fruit fly)
Lineage: Eukaryota; Metazoa; Arthropoda; Insecta; Diptera; Tephritidae
Source: RefSeq, a predicted model, not a curated record
CAGCAGUUGGACCAUGCCUUGGACUUGAUGCGGCGCCUGCCACCGCAGCAGAUUGAGAAGAACCUCAGUCACCUGCUCGAUCUGGUGCCCUCCCUCUGCGAAGACCUGCUCUCCUCGGUGGAUCAGCCGCUGAAGGUGGCCCGAGACCGGCAGACGGGCAAGGACUACCUGCUCUGUGAUUACAAUCGCGACGGUGAUUCGUACAGAUCUCCCUGGAGCAAUCAGUACGACCCGCCGAUGGAGGACGCCAAUCUGCCCUCGGAGAAGCUGCGCCAGCUGGAGGUGGACGCGAACCACGCCUUCGACAUGUACCGGGAGAUGUACUUCGAGGGGGGCGUCUCCUCCGUCUACUUCUGGGACCUCGAUCACGGCUUCGCCGGCGUCAUACUGAUCAAGAAGGCCGGCGACGGGUCGAAGAAGAUCAAGGGCUGCUGGGACUCGAUUCACGUCGUCGAGGUGCAGGAAAAGUCGAGCGGCCGAAAUGCCCACUACAAGCUGACGACCACUGUGAUGCUGUGGCUGCAGACGAACAAGCAGAGCUCCGGGACGAUGAACCUCGGCGGCAGUCUGACGCGGCAGAUUGAGGCGGACAACGUCGUCACCGACUCUGCUUCGCACAUCGUCAACAUUGGCCGCAUGGUUGAGGACAUGGAGAACAAGAUCCGCAACACCCUCAAUGAGAUCUACUUCGGCAAGACGAACAACAUCCUCAGCAGCCUGCGCUCGGUGAACUCGCUCAAUGAGAUGAAGGUCCAGGAGGCGGUAAAGAAUGAGCUUGCGCAGGCGUUGCAGAAGCGACAGAAGGAGUAG